Molecule: messenger RNA, 1062 nt
Organism: Neodiprion virginianus
Lineage: Eukaryota; Metazoa; Arthropoda; Insecta; Hymenoptera; Diprionidae
Product: meiosis-specific nuclear structural protein 1-like
Exons: 1
Coding region: 1-1062 (353 amino acids)
Source: RefSeq, a predicted model, not a curated record
AUGAGGUCCCGAUGGUACAACGACGGCGCGUUUGACCAGCACCUGGCUGCCGUUGAGCGCGAUAAAAAUAUGAGGUAUCGAAACGCGCUGCAGGAUCAGCUCGUAGUGAACGAAACUAUGCGGCGUCAGCGGACCGAGGAAUGGCACAGAGAGCGUAAAAUCGUCGAGCAGAUAAGCGAGGUCCUUCGGAACGAGGACGUGGAUACCGCAUCGGAGAAGAAGGAGAAAACCGCGAGGAUCCAGGCAGAGAGGGAGGCCUUUUUUCGAGCGAUGAAAACGUGGAAGUCCAAGGAGCGGGAGGCACUGCUGGAUGAGUUCAGUCGGCAGGCUAAAAUCAUAGCGAAAAAAGAGGCCGAGGAGAAGAAUCGAGCCGUUGUCAAAGCUGGCAAGUCAGACGUUAGAGAGGAAAUUAUGGAACGGACCGCCAGACGUAUGUUGGAUGAUGAGACGAGGAGGAACGAGAAGGAGGAUAUUGUCAACGAGCUCUUUGACGAGGAGUGGAACAGCAAGGUUGCCAUGGAGCUGAAGGAUGCUGCGGCGAGAAAAGAGGCCGUCAAAAGAGAGCUGCUGGCUGACAUGGAACGGCAAAAAGUACUAGUUUCCGAGAGCAGGGCGAAGUCUUUGGCCGUCGACGCAGCCUUCGGAAAGUACCUCGUCGAGCAGUCCGAGGCGGCGGAUAAAAAGGAGAGUGAAAAAUCGGACGAGCGUCGUCGAAGAGGUAGUGAAACACGGUGCAGGUCUGCCCGGAAGAUGUAUAAGAAACGUUUUACACCUGCUUCCCUGAUUGUUCGAUUAUUUUUUGUCCAAGGUCUUCAAUAUGGCCGGGAUUUGAAGACGGUGCGAGAUGAGCAGCGAGCACUUCACGCCGAAGAGGUACUCCUCACGCAGGCGAUACAGAGACAGGAUGAUCAGCGGGAAGUUGAACGUCUGAAGGAGGUAUCUUUGGAGCGUUCGAAAAUUUUGUACGAACACGCACCGAACUUGAAGGGAUUCCUCAAGGCUGGAACCUUGCGAACGGAAGACCUGGAGUACAUGAAAAUGCAGCAGUGUAGCUCAAACUAG